Molecule: messenger RNA, 2241 nt
Organism: Erpetoichthys calabaricus (reedfish)
Lineage: Eukaryota; Metazoa; Chordata; Cladistia; Polypteriformes; Polypteridae
Gene: mynn
Product: myoneurin
Exons: 8
Coding region: 176-2053 (625 amino acids)
Biological process (GO): regulation of transcription by RNA polymerase II
Cellular component (GO): nucleus
Molecular function (GO): protein binding; RNA polymerase II cis-regulatory region sequence-specific DNA binding; DNA-binding transcription factor activity, RNA polymerase II-specific
Source: RefSeq, a predicted model, not a curated record
GCUCUUCCAAUUCGACCCGAGACCUAAAGACGAUCAGUUCCCGGAAGUGACGCCUUACUGUUGGUGAAAGAGUUAAUGGACGCUGCUCGUGACGUUGCUGGAAAAUGGCUGGAUGAGCACCAUGGACCAGAUAUUUAUGGCAGGUUUCACUGUGUAACAAUAUAAUAUCUUUAUCAUGCAACCCUUCAACCACUGCAAAUAUCUACUGGAGAAACUCAACAAUCAACGUGAGCGUGGCUAUCUUUGUGACUGCACGGUCGUGAUUGGCCGUUCGCAGUUUAAGGCCCACAAGAAUGUCCUGGCAGCAUUUAGUGAAUACUUUGCAGCUCUAAGCGGUGUACCUACAGUGAGUAGCAUCACUUUUCUGGACCCCACACUGGUGACUGAGCAUGUGUUUCAGAACCUGCUGGAUUUUCUCUACACUGGAGACAUAGACAUUAAUGGAUGUAAUGUGGCGCAAAUACUCCAGUCUGCCACAUACUUGAGAAUAGAGAGUUUGCUUGCAAGAUGCAAAGGUUUUCUUGAAACACCACCAAUCACUGAGGCCAAACCUCAGUCAGAUGAAAUUGUACCUGUGACUGAUGAUCCUGUAACUGCUGUUGAGCACAGUGAUGUCAGUGAUGCUGGCAGUGAUGUUGUGCCUUUACCUAGUGAACCAAUAGAAACAAGUGCAGAAGAUGAGGUUCAAGAAAAUCAAGCACCUGCUGAAAAAGAGAAGAUGCAAUGUGAAGCACCACCUGAAGUAAAAAGAACAAAGCGAGUCAGGAAGCCCAGAAACAAGCAAGGGAGUGAUCAUCAGCUUUGUAAGAAAGUUUGUGCUGAAGAACUGAGCUCACAGAAUGAAAGCUCAUCAAAAUCACUGGAAGAUGUUAGCAAUGAGUGCAGAAAACCUGCGGACCUUGCUGCUCAGGGUGUAGAGGCUGACAGCGAACCAGUGGGAAGUGCAAAAAAUCAUUCUGACAAAGAAGUAGUAAUUCAGAAAUCUAAAGGCAAAAAAAAUAAAUCUGGAAAGAAUUUGAUAAUGAAGGAAAACUGUGCAACUGAAUCAGCGAGUGCAGAAGAGUAUGGUACCCUGGAUUUUUCUAAGGAAGAACUAAUUCGUGACAUGCAUCUCAAAAUGAAGCCUAUAUGCAAUGCCUGUGGUAAAGUCUUCUCUGAGGCCAGUAGCUUACGUAGACAUAUGCGGAUACAUAAAGGUGUUAAGCCCCACGUCUGUCAGCUAUGUGGAAAAGCAUUUACACAGUGCAAUCAACUAAAGACACAUGUCCGCACUCAUACAGGAGAGAAGCCUUACCACUGUGAUGUGUGUGACAAAGCAUUUGCACAAAAAUGUCAACUGGUCUUCCACAGCCGUAUGCAUCAUGGAGAAGAGAAACCCUACAAAUGUGACUUCUGCAGCCUACAAUUUGCCACAUCUAGUAAUCUCAAAAUACACUCCAGGAAACACAGUGGGGAGAAGCCAUAUGUUUGUGAUAGAUGUGGGCAGCGCUUUGCCCAAGCCAGCACAUUGACAUACCAUGUGCGGCGUCACACAGGAGAGAAGCCAUACAUCUGUGAUACUUGUGGAAAAUCCUUUGCUGUCUCUAGCUCACUCAUCACACAUUCUCGAAAGCACACAGGAGAGAAGCCAUAUAAGUGUGCCACUUGUGGAAAAAGCUUUAUUUCUUCUGGAGAACUUAAUAAGCAUAGCAGAUCUCAUACAGGUGAGAAGCCUUUUGCUUGUGAACUGUGUGGAAAUUCUUACACAGAUGUAAAGAAUCUGAAAAAACAUAAAUCCAAAGCACAUGGUGUGGAAAGAAACGAGAGUGGUAACGUGAGUUCAGGAGUUGUUAGUGAGGGAGACACCAGGGAGAAGGCUGCCUCACAGGACUCAACAGAAUUGAAAGCUGAAGACAUUCCACUUGCCCUAUCUCUUCCAGUGGCUAAUGAAGAUCAUCAGCUGCUCCUGACAACUGCUGAUGGUUCCACUAUCUCUUCUGAUCAGUUACUCAGAACCACUGUGACUGCUAGCUAUUCAGAGUCCCAUUUCAUCUUUCUGCAGCAGCUCUACUGAACUGCUCUGUCAAUUAGAACUUAAUCUGUUGUAUUUGGAAUACUUAUAUGCCACACAUUCAGUUAUUUUAUUUGAAACCGUUUUUAACAGUGAUGCAAUGGAAAAUGUAUUUUGUUUGCAUAUUCUUGUACAGAAUAAAAUAUUUGUCAAUAAUUUAGUAAAAGAAAUAAGCUGAAGGAAAUCUGAAA